Messenger RNA from Trypanosoma conorhini, 852 nucleotides. RefSeq lists its product as uncharacterized. The transcript has a single exon. NCBI's taxonomy places the organism in Eukaryota, Euglenozoa, Kinetoplastea, Trypanosomatida, Trypanosomatidae. Bases 1 to 852 code for a protein of 283 amino acids. The record is from RefSeq and is a predicted model, not a curated record.
AUGACGCGGACGCAUGUGCUUUCCCUGGUGGUAGCCGUCUUAGUGGCGGCAGGGGUUCCGGCGGUUGUAACUGCCGCGGAGGAGGAUAAUAUGCUCAGUAAAAUGAAGGGAAACUGGAGUGUUUUGCGGCUUGCGGGGCAACAUCCACGGCGAACAGGAUUUGUGGCUGAGUUGUCUGCCGCUUCUCUCGUCUUGCGUGGGGAGGAUGUGGAGCAGAGUGUGCUGGUGGCGGCUGCAGAGUCCGUCUUGCGGCUGCUGCGGCUGCUUGGGACGGACGAUGACAUGCAGUGGUCUUUGGCUGGGACCGCUGCAUGGCGGUUGGGCCUUCCGCGAGUUGUGAAUGCGCAGUUGACUCGCGAGGGUCUUCGCCUCACGGACUGUCCCGCGGCAGGAGUGACUUUCUUACGGCCCGAGCACCACAUGGAAGCGGCAACCGGUACUUUUUUCGAAACACCGCGGAGCGUCUACCUUCCAGUCGAUGGGGAGUGUGCGCAAGCCCCUUUCACCGUGCUGGGGUAUUGGAUGGAGUGGCUAAGCAACGACGAAAUUCUCUUGGUGGUUAUGGUGCGCCUCGGCGGAGCGGACCGCAACGCUGUCUUCCAACUGCGCCGACGGUUGACGGAGGGGACCGCGCCACGGUCGUCCAUCGCCUCUGUGGCCUUCCUCGUGGCGGUCGCCCUGAUGAAGUUCCUCCCGGGCCUGUAUUGGAGGCGGCGAGGAGGAGCUCCGCGCGGCAGAAGCAAGGUUCCAAUGCCCGCCCAGCCUCUCUUGUCUGAGCUCCGUCGACGUGAGCUUUUGCGACAACAGGAGGAGAUCAUUAGACGCAUGAAGGAAGAAGAUGGACUGCUCUGA